AACAAACCAUAAAUAGAGACUGUAAAACCGCUGGUGGUGUCCUAGGUUUUACUCAAGAAGAACACACCCUCACUAGAUGGAUUGUCAGUCGUCACAUACUAGGAGAUUAUUGCUCUAAAUUCCAACAUGUGGUAGAUGAUACGUGUGAACAGAAGGAGUAUCACUUCAGCGAAAGUAGGAACAACCGUGAUGAAAGUGAUGUGAAUAAAAUACUCGGAGCAUUUGAAGAUACGUGGGUUAAUCCCUUUAAUUUUAAUGGUACCCCUGAAUUAUUUCACAUCGCAUCUGGUAAGAUAGCAUCAGAGAACAUAAGACGAUCCCUGAACAGUUUUAUGGCAACUGCGAAGAAAUACAUGGAUAAUUAUAUCGCAAAUACUUUAACAGACGAAGGGAACAAUAGCUUCUGGGCGUCACAUAAGAAAUACAAAGUUCAAACAUUUAAAGAAUCCAAUAUCCCUCUGAAAACGCAACCAAAUAAAUCAAAGAGACUAUUAUCACCUGAAUUCAUGUUUCGUCGAAUCAUAUCUGCUGCCAAAUUUCAAAACUUGGAUUUUUCGAACUUACUGAAGUACGAACUAACGCUAGUUCCAUCUUCGCUUUUCUUCGAGGAUGGUUCAUUACGGAAGUCGCCAAAAUCUGAACUAGCUAAGAGACUUAAAAGUUAUUGCGACAUAUCAAGAGACAUCCCUGCCAAAUUUAACUCGUAUAUAGUCGACGCAAUGGUUUUGAUUCAGGAAAUAAGUAAAAAACAUAUUAAUACCUAUGCAGACAUUGGCGACUGCAUCUUCAAAAAACUGCUAACAGUAUUCGACAGUAAUGAAAACUGCAAUCAGAUACUGCUCAUAUUCGAUCGGUAUAAUAUUCCGAAUUCCAUAAAACAAUAUGAAAGGCAGAGAAGAGGGCAGUCUUUUGCCAGCACGUUUUCCAUAAUUAGUGAACAGGUUAAGGUGACUGACUACAGUAAAUUUUUGUAGUCUACAGGAAAUAAGGUGGCAUUAAUAAAAUUUUUAUCUCUUUAUAUCGAAAAACAAUCAAAAUUACAUUUAACCGUCACUCAAAGCAUCAUAUUGUCGGGCGGAUAUGAAAAUGGAGAAGCAUGCCACUUGAUAACGCGAGAUGGAGUAUCUGAAGUUAAAGACUUGAGAUGUAAUCAUGAAGAGGCAGACACAAAAAUAAUUCCAUUCAUCCUUCAUCGUAUGAAAGAAUAAGACGAUAUCAUACUGAUUAAGGCUGACGAUACCGACAUAUUGAUAUUAGUGCUAUACUACUUUUGGACCGCCAACAUGCAAUCUAUCAAAGUAUAUAUCAAGUCCGGCCACACUACAACAAGCACCAACAAUAAUAUGCAUGUCAUUCCAAUACACGAGCUAGCUGUGAAAUUAGGAAAAGAUGUUUGCCAAUGUCUACCAGCGCUGCAUUCGAUCACAGGUUGUGACACAACUAGCUCGUUUUUUAAAAUAGGAAAGGUAGCCCCACUGAGGUUGCUUAUGAACAAGUGCACUGAUUUUCAGUUAGAUCAGUUUGCAAGAGUAUCUAUGGAAGAGUCUUUAUCUAUAGCCAGGCGAUUCACUUGUAAAUUAUAUGGGCAAGGGAACGAACAAAGUUUGGAUGUGUUGCGACAUAAAUUAACGACGACAACUAAAAAAUCAGUAAACGAAUUACCUCCAACGGAAGAUGCAUUUUUUCACCAUGUAUCAAGGUGUUUCCUGCAAUGCAGAAAGUGGAUAAAAUGCCAAGAUUUGCAAAUGGAAGACUUGGACCCGUUCAAUUUUGGGUGGAAACUCAAUGAAGAGAAAAUUGAACCCAUUCUGUCCACGCAAGAUGCUAUUCCACCUAAUGUUCGGAAUAUCAUUGAGCUAUUCUGUACAGACUCUUCGUGCAAUUCAGUGAAGUGUGUAUGUACAAAGGAAGGACUAAUUUGCAUUAGCGAGUGUAAGUGCAAGGGCACUUGUAAAAACGUACGUACUCAUCCCAAUGCCGAAGAUGAUGAAGAAUUGCAUUAUGGCCUUCACGUGUAGCGAUUUGCCAUACAUUCUUCUGUAUCCACACCCCAAGAUGCCAAACUCGAAAAAAUCGCUCUAGAUGCGUGAUGUUUUUCAUAUUCUAUUUUUUGGUGUCAUUAGAUAUAACAUUUUUUCAGAUUAUUAUAUACCAUUGGAAAGCAUAUAACAUUAUCUAUCCUCUAGUAUAAGCACAGUUUUAUAAAAAUAAAUUUUCGCGGAGUGAGAAAUCCGAUAAAACUGAUACAUUUUUUGAGGUUUUUUGUGAAUAACUUUUAGCUCGACCAAUUGCCGACGUCUAUACUAUAUGCAUCUGAUAUAUCUUUUUAUUCCGCGUAAUCUGAUAUAUAACACAUGUGGUUGUACCACUUGAUUGGGUAUAUGAACGAUUUUGAGGCUCUGCCGCCGCA
Photinus pyralis (common eastern firefly) is the source of this 2410-nucleotide messenger RNA. RefSeq lists its product as uncharacterized. The transcript has 3 exons. The record is from RefSeq and is a predicted model, not a curated record. Bases 1284 to 2018 code for a protein of 244 amino acids. NCBI's taxonomy places the organism in Eukaryota, Metazoa, Arthropoda, Insecta, Coleoptera, Lampyridae.